This is a messenger RNA of Podospora bellae-mahoneyi, 1306 nucleotides long. It is a transcript of the gene smd1, whose product is annotated as Sm snRNP core protein Smd1. NCBI's taxonomy places the organism in Eukaryota, Fungi, Ascomycota, Sordariomycetes, Sordariales, Podosporaceae. The transcript is spliced from 5 exons. The coding region runs from base 138 to 515 and encodes 125 amino acids. Gene Ontology annotation, biological process: spliceosomal snRNP assembly; RNA processing. Gene Ontology annotation, molecular function: RNA binding. The record is from RefSeq and is a predicted model, not a curated record. Gene Ontology annotation, cellular component: U2 snRNP; catalytic step 2 spliceosome; commitment complex.
GAGCUCCACUGUUCACCAUCUCCAGUAAGACCAACGAUUGCGAUCCAACAAGACGAUAAACAACGGUGAAAAUCAGCCGUCAAGCUUUCCACGAGCCCUCUAUCUUAAUACUUCGAUAAUACUCAGAGACCGCCAAGAUGAAGCUCGUCAGAUUUCUUAUGAAAUGCCAGAACGAGUCGGUGACGAUUGAACUGAAGGGCGGCACCAUCAUCUCUGGAACUAUCGCCUCCGUCUCCCCACAAAUGAACACGGCGCUCCGAAAUGUCAAGAUGACGCCUCGCGGGCAGGAUACGAUUCAGCUGGAGACUCUUAAUGUUCGCGGAAGCACCAUUCGUUAUUACAUCCUCCCCGAUUCGCUUCCCCUCGACUCGCUCUUGAUCGACGACUCUUCCAAGCCCAAGAACAAGGCCCGCAAGGAGGUGGAUCGUGGUGGUGCCAGAGGCGGCGGUCGCGGUGGCCGUGGCAUGCGUGGAGGAAGAGGCGGUCGCGGUGGCCGUGGCAGAGGAAGGGGUUAAGCUGGGAAACUUGGUGACAUCAGGUUGGACUACGGACCUGGCCGCUGGUUGGGGUGCUGCCAAACGAUGCGCCCAAGGUGUCCCUACCUGCGCUUUUCAUCGGCAACGUAUGGGCGAUUCGAUGGCGACAGGCAGAAGCAGCUCGACUAGGCGCGCACAAAUCCACCGGAGGAGGACGAGGAGACACGAGAGAUCACACAACAUAUGUGCGUCAGCACUCUUUGCGUUUUGACCAUCAACAAAACAUAGCGGAGACCUGAAAAGCGGCAGGGAAUUCUGAAUUUGGCGUUACUGGAUGGAUGAUUUGAUACUGCAAAAAGACUGCCAAGGGGUACGUUCUUGAUUUUCUGAUAUAUGGGGGAGGAGACAAAACGGCCUGUAUUCAUAGUGUUCUUACUCACCGAGGGUAGGACGGACCCGUUAACAAUGACACCUCGAUACUCGGACUUGUAUAUAUCUGCCAUACGAUCAAACACAUAUAUGUCAUAUAUUGAUCAUGGCAUAUGACGAUAUGUUAAGAAUUCAACCUCCCGUAAUUUUUUCGACUCUUAUCCACAGCAUUACGCUUUCAAGAGCGACCCAUCCAUUUCCUGAUUUCACAAGCCUCAACGUCUCACUCCCUCCAUAUCCUCACAAUCUGCAACUUCUCCCACCCCGCCUGCCGUCCACUCGUUCCUACUGUCUCCGCCUUCCACCGUCUCCCCUCCCCAGCAUUGUCCAUCUCCCUAAUCCUUUGCUUCACCGCCUCGGGCUUAUUCCCCGCACACAACAGCAAGUAGGCGACCCCCCGC